Molecule: messenger RNA, 177 nt
Organism: Acaulospora morrowiae
Lineage: Eukaryota; Fungi; Glomeromycota; Glomeromycetes; Diversisporales; Acaulosporaceae
Source: the annotation of a GenBank genome assembly
CCGAAAGCCAAUCAGAUUCGAGUUCCGCCGUCAUCCACUGAUUGUAGGAGAGGACAUAUCGAUUUAAGGCGAGCACGUCGCGGAUUGAAGGCCGAGGAUCCAUUACCCAAUGGGAUAAUCACACAAUUAGCACCGGAAUCUAAUACAACUGUUACUGGUACUUUAUUGAUUUCGCAG